Trachymyrmex septentrionalis is the source of this 1330-nucleotide messenger RNA. It is a transcript of the gene Atf3, whose product is annotated as activating transcription factor 3. Bases 327 to 1157 code for a protein of 276 amino acids. Gene Ontology annotation, biological process: regulation of transcription by RNA polymerase II. Gene Ontology annotation, cellular component: nucleus. The record is from RefSeq and is a predicted model, not a curated record. The transcript has 4 exons. Gene Ontology annotation, molecular function: DNA-binding transcription factor activity, RNA polymerase II-specific; RNA polymerase II cis-regulatory region sequence-specific DNA binding. NCBI's taxonomy places the organism in Eukaryota, Metazoa, Arthropoda, Insecta, Hymenoptera, Formicidae.
CAAGAAGAGCGAAAUAACGACCGGCCGGAAGUUGAAACUUCUCUCCGAGAGGAUUGUCAGCGAACGCAGUGAUGAGCCAUGUCGCGGAAUCUCAAUGCGUUUGCGCUUCGAAGAAAAUAUGUAUCUUAAUGCUAUCUUUAAUGAUUUAUUCACGGAGAUAAAACAGCGCCACGAGUGCCAGCGCGAUUGAGAGGAAUGUAGCGAAUUGAGGUCGAAGCGAAGUGGAAGACGCGAGAAGCGCGAGAUGUAAGAGUGUCGAGAGCUUGAAGAUGAUGAAGAACGACAUGUACAUAUGUUAGAUAAAUGGUGAGAUCCAAGCGCAAGCCAUGUAUAAUCUGAACGUGAAUGUGAAUCCCAGCCCAACUGGGGCCGUGGGUCUUCUCGGUGUCACGGCGGCGGCGGCCGAGGUCACGCCAAGGACACCGGAAAUCGUAAAUUCGCUGAUCGCCAUGACCAAUCCCUUCGAGGGCUACGGCAGCGGCAACGAAAGGGGCACACGAGAUCGCACGGACUCGACCAGCAGUGGCGAACCGAGCCCGCCAAGCGUCCAGCACACCUGUAGUCAGCUUAUCAAGGAAGGGCUGAAACUAACGUUACAGACGAAGAGGCGGGCGAACAGUAGUGGCGACGAUGGUAAGAAGAAAACGAAAAAGGAGGACAGCGGCGCUGACGAUGAGGAAGAGGAUGAGAUGAGCAUUAACAAUACUAAGAGUGGUCUGACGCCGGAGGACGAGGAACGACGCCGGCGACGACGCGAGCGCAACAAGAUUGCAGCGACCAAGUGCCGACUGAAAAAGCGCGAGAAAACGGUGAUCCUUGUACAGGAAUCCGAAAUUCUCGAGACCCAAAACCUGGACCUGAAGUCACAAAUCCAAGAGUUAGAGACUCAGAGGCGCAGGCUGGUCGACAUGCUGAGUCUCCACAGUCCGACCUGUUUGAAGCAGGGCGUGGACGCAACGUCGUACCAGCAGUUCGCCGAGCCCCUUCAUCUGCCUAGUUAUCAGGAAAAUUUUGUGCCACAACCCCCGCCGGCCCUUAAUCAGCCACAGAACUGCGUCACCGAUUACCCGGUGAAGGUCGAGGAGUACGAGACCGAUUUCUACCGACAGGGUAGUCCAUUCGUGCCGACAACAUCGGAUGCCGGUUGCACGGUUUAGCAAAACGGCGAAAAUCGUUCUUAUUCUUCGUUUCGAGGGAGGGAGGAUCGUUGAGAAGCUCGGAACGCGUAUAUAAUUGAAGGUUCUUGAAGUGUUAGAGGCGGUCUCAUUAACGUUAUUUUAAUUUUGUCAAGAUACAGAACUUCAAAAAAUAUCUAAGAAAUACACACACA